AUGGCGCCACCAAUCCGAAACCUGGUCACCAAGAACAUCAAUAAUCAUCAAACCAUCACAGUUUUUGAGAAGGCUUUCAAGGACCGUGAUGGCGAGCGUUCGGGUCACAGCUCUGAGGUGGAGGCGAUGAUACGCGACUGGGGGAAAAUCCGACGGAACCACGGCAAGAGAAAUUUGGAUCAGCUAGAUGAUACCAUCAAAAGUGACAAGAGGGAUAUUGAUGGCAUGAAAGAUGAGCAACUGGGCCAGAUAAGCAUUUGGAUCCACCAAAACGAGGAAGAAAACAAGUCAGAGACCGAGCCCAACACUUCCGACGUGGCUCAGUUCAACAAGUACAAACACCAUCAAUAUGUGCGACGAUGGGGGCUGUUUUCGGAUGCAGAGGGCAUCAAUGAAGAGUGGUUCAUCCCGGACCCCCCAGUCUUUCCAGAGGACGACCAGAAUUAUCUUUGCGACAUGUGUCGACACAUCGAUUUCAAGGUCUUGUUGUCAAAGCGCGGUCUCCCUGGAAACCAACAGCCAGGACGAACCAGCAUAUUGUUGCUCGGACUAUCAAAGAUUUUGGUGGAGGAAACAUCAUGUGCUUUCUGCCGAUUGAUGCGUCGAAAGAUCACCGAGGACAAGCUGUUGGAGGGUGUGCCUGAAGAGGAGCUUGAAUCGAUGAGCUUCCACCUGAAUGUUCUCGACGAUGGUCCGUCAUAUGCACUCCGUCUAGAGGUUGAGAUUCUUGAUGAAACUCGAAGGAAAAAUCCUAGGUUCAUUUUGCAGAAAAUGACUGAGCAGGAUGACCAGCCACGGCCGCUUCAGGGGCUUGUCGUUCUACGGGAUGUUGCUGAUAUGACACGACUGAGGAAUUGGCUACACACUUGUGACGAGACUCACGGUAGGACAGGAGAGGACCAAGAAGAACUCAUCUCCCCCUUGAUGGGAAGUCUGAGACUUGUCGACAUGGCCGACAACUGUAUCCGAGAAGCGGAAAUGCCCUGCGAAUACGCUUGUCUCUCGUACGUGUGGGGAAAGGGAAGUCAAACACAAUACACAACAGACACCAAGGCGGGCUUAGAAACUCCAGGCGCCUUAACGGAUGCUACAUACAACCUACCACAAACCAUCUUGGACGCAAUGAGGGUAACGCGAGAGGCUGGCCUCCGGUACAUCUGGAUCGACGCUCUCUGCAUCACCCAAGACGACGAUCAAGACAAGGCUCAUAUCAUAUCCAAGAUGGGAACUAUUUACGGAAAUGCAUCAUUUACAAUCAUGGCUUCAACAAACUCCAACCCCACAGACGGACUUCCGGGAGUCGGCGUGCCUCACUCUCGAGCUCAGAUUAUGGAGAAGAUCCAGGGAAUGCCACUCGGAGUCGCGUUGUAUGACGGCCGGCUACGACACUCAGAGAUUGAAGAUGGCCUUUGGAACUCAAGAGCAUGGACAUUCCAGGAAAGGGCUCUUUCUCGGAAGGCCGUCUUCUUUACAGCGUCUCAAAUGUGCUUUGUAUGCCCACAUGGAGCUGCAUUUGAAGACACGGUCGCAGUCCCAGACCCCGAUUACAUGCCUACACCGCUGAAUAACGCAUCUCAGCUAAGCUCCAAGGUCCCUCGACUUCAGGAUAUCUGGAUUCGCGUAUGGAGUGAUCGUACGCAGUUGAGGCAUACCAACAAAGCUUUCGAGACAGAUGACGGUAUUACGAUCAUGGUGGGAGAAGAACUCACGCCAGCUCAAGCUUCCGUUGCGGAGGCGGUUCUGUACAAGCACAAGAUUAUCCCAAGCGAUGAGUCCCUGGAUGCACCUAUGAUUGAUGGCUUCACUCUUUGGGACACGUAUAUCCAGAGUGUCAAUGUUUACACGACGCGUAGCAUGACAUGGCAGUCAGAUGCCGUCAACGCAUUUGUAGGUAUCGCCGACCUGAUCCGGCGAGGAACCAACACCAAGUUUUGGUACGGCUUGCCAGAGUUUGCAUUUACCCAGUCUCUUCUGUGGCAGCCCAAAGAGCCACUCGAAAGACGCGUAUCGAACGAUGGUACCCCCUUGUUCCCUAGUUGGACCUGGGCUGCCUGGCAAGGGCAUGUCUCGUACCGCGGCAGAGGCUGGCACAACGCUGUUGGCUUUCCACCAGCUUCCAUGGUGCGAUGGCUGUAUGAGUCAACUUUUGAAGAGUCCAUGGAGAAGUUUACCCUCGAGGAGAGAACUGAAGAGGAGAUUGAGGAAUUCGCUCGUCGAUUGCGUCAAGUUGGGACCAUCUUGCGAGAGCCUCACCCUAGCGACUAUUUCCAUCUCGAUUAUCAAGAGCGAGGCUGGGUUUUUGAGAAGGACGAAGUUCGAAAUCAGCAUAUUUUCGUUCAUGAAGCAUAUCCCGGAGUCAAGUUGAACUAUCCAAUCUCUCUCCCAGGUCAGCCUAUCAUUGAUCUUCCGUCUACUGAUGGCAAGCUGUAUCUCGAAGCUCGCAUGGUAUCGGCACAGUUUUGCGACAUGAGAGACUUGGGGCCCGUUCAAACUCCCAUCAGUGACAACUUCCUUCAAAUCGGCCUCAACGACGAAGACCGCUCGGCGAACGAGCGACGACCAUGGCAGCAUGUCGUCUACCAUCAGGGAUACCGGGCCGGACUUCUGAGUCUCAACGUUCUUCACCAAGAAUUAGACUUGGAUUUUGCGCAAAGCAUAGUGCAAGAGAGUCCAGAGGGUUACUUUAUUGUCGCCAUUUCUCGUGACAAUUUGCCUCACAUUGCGCCGCCGCCAAUUGGCUGGGACUUGUAUUGGGGCGGAGAUCCUCAGAUGAUGCAAGAAAUGAUUCUCAGAGAGGAGUGGUCUCCUAAUAGAAAAGCCCCUCCGAUGCCAAACGAGGAUGCAACUCCGAGCGACGACAAGGCAAACGAGAAUGGAGACCCUUGGUGGGAUGAGGGCAGAUUUGGAGGUGUGAGCCUAUUUGAUGUAUGCAAUGUGUUGUUGCUUAGGAGGGAUAAAGAUGGGAUUUCGGAGAGGAUUGGGUCUGGGAAGAUUAGCUAUUGUGCUUUCAGUGGCGCGAAGCCCGAGGUUGAGUUGUUGACAUUGGGGUAG
This is a messenger RNA of Fusarium keratoplasticum, 3051 nucleotides long. RefSeq names its product HET domain-containing protein. The coding region runs from base 1 to 3051 and encodes 1016 amino acids. NCBI's taxonomy places the organism in Eukaryota, Fungi, Ascomycota, Sordariomycetes, Hypocreales, Nectriaceae. The transcript has a single exon. The record is from RefSeq and is a predicted model, not a curated record.